CUCUCACAGGCUCUGUGGGGUGGUGCAGCCUUGAUGACCCCACACUCACCCCCAUUCUCUCUCCCCAUUUCCUGGGGGUGUCCAGGGAAGACAAUCAGCAUCAUCCUGCUCCAGUGACAAAGUCUCCAAGGACUCUCCUGGACUCCUUCUCCCCAGACCCCUGGAUGGGGGCGUGAUGCCCCUCACCCUCCUGCUGCUGCUCUGGGGGCCCCUGACCCUGAUGGAGACCCGGGCGGGCUCCCACUCCCUGAGGUGUUUCUACACGGCGAUGUCCCGGCCCGGCCUCGGGGAGCCCCGCUUCAUCGCCGUGGGCUACGUGGACGACACGCAGUUCGGGCGGUUCGACAGCGACUCCCCGGGCCAGAGUGUGGAGCCGCGGGCGCCCUGGGCGGGGCAGGUGCGGCAGGAGGACCUGGACGAGGAGACUCAGAUCCAAAGGUACAACACUCAGUUGUUCCAAGCGCUCCUGAAGGACCUGCGCGGCCGCUACAACCAGAGCGAGGACGUGUCUCACACCCUCCAGAGCAUGUGUGGCUGUGAAGUGGGGCCAGACCUGCGUCUCCUCGGCGGGUAUGAAAAGUUCGCCUAUGACGGCGCGGAUUUCAUCUCCCUGAGCGAGGACCUGCGCUCCUGGACCCCCGCGGACUCGGUGGCUCAGAUCACCCAGAGCGAGUGGGAGGCAUCGGGGAGGGCCGAGCGCGUCAGGAACAGUAUACAGAGCAGGUGCUUCCAGUGGCUCCUCAGAUUCCUGAUUUUGGGGAAGGAGGUGCUGCAGCGCACAGAUCCCCCAAAGACACACAUGACCCACCACCCCACCUCUGAGCAUGAGGUCACCCUGAGGUGCUGGGCCCUGGGCUUCUACCCUGCGGACAUCACCCUGACCUGGCAGCAAGAUGGGGAGAAUCUGACCCAGGCCAUGGAGCUGGUGAAGACCAGGCCUGGGGGGGAUGGAACUUUCCAGAAGUGGGCGGCUGUGGUGGUGCCUUCUGGAGAGGAGCAGAGAUACACAUGCCACGUGCAACAUGAGGGGCUACUGGAGUCCCGAGUCCUGAGAUGGGUGCCCCCUCCUCAGCCCACCGUCCCUACCAACUCCACCAACUCCACCGGAGGCCUCAUUGCUGGCCUGGUUCUCCUUGGAGCUGUGCUCACUGGAGCUGCGGUGGCUGCAGCUGUGAGGUGGUGGAGGAAGCGCUCAGGGGUACAAGCAAUCAGCGACACUCAGGGUGCAGGUGUGCCAGAGUAACUCUGUGACAGUCAAGAUCAUGAUAACAAUGAGCUGUCAGAAGAGGAUUCUAUGUCCCUUGAAGUAUCUUUCAAA
This is a messenger RNA of Talpa occidentalis (Iberian mole), 1318 nucleotides long. RefSeq names its product patr class I histocompatibility antigen, A-2 alpha chain-like. Gene Ontology annotation, biological process: antigen processing and presentation of endogenous peptide antigen via MHC class Ib; antigen processing and presentation of endogenous peptide antigen via MHC class I via ER pathway, TAP-independent; positive regulation of T cell mediated cytotoxicity. Gene Ontology annotation, cellular component: external side of plasma membrane. The transcript has 7 exons. The record is from RefSeq and is a predicted model, not a curated record. NCBI's taxonomy places the organism in Eukaryota, Metazoa, Chordata, Mammalia, Eulipotyphla, Talpidae. Bases 176 to 1243 code for a protein of 355 amino acids. Gene Ontology annotation, molecular function: signaling receptor binding; peptide antigen binding.